Molecule: messenger RNA, 1731 nt
Organism: Chlorella variabilis
Lineage: Eukaryota; Viridiplantae; Chlorophyta; Trebouxiophyceae; Chlorellales; Chlorellaceae
Exons: 3
Coding region: 1-1731 (576 amino acids)
Biological process (GO): inositol phosphate biosynthetic process
Cellular component (GO): nucleus
Molecular function (GO): ATP binding; inositol-1,3,4,5,6-pentakisphosphate 2-kinase activity
Source: RefSeq, a predicted model, not a curated record
AUGGUGACGGAGCUCGAUCGCCCCGAGCUGUGGAGCUUCAAAGGGGAGGGCAACGCCAACUGGGUGUUUGCGUACGCGGGAAGCCUGCCCCUUCUGGUCGGCAAGGUUCUGCGUGUGCGCAAGCCCAGGCCACCUCAGGAUGCCGAGCAGGCGGCACUAGAGGAGGCGGUGUGGGCACCGGUGCUGGGGCCCUCCACCGCCGCAACCAACGCGGCCGGCGCGGCGGCGGCACGAGAGCAGGCUUAUGUGCAGCAGCUGCUGGCGCCGCUGCUGGGGCAGCACCACGUGCCGCACCAGGAGCCGGUGCAGACCAGUCCGAGCUUCCUGCGGCGCCUGCUGGUGUACAGCGGCUGCCUGCCCAGCGGCGGCAAUGGCCUGGACUUUGCAGCAGCGGCGGCAGCAGAGAAGUCGGAGGUGGCUCCUGGGGUCGCCUCGCUGAUGCCUGAUGUGACGCUCCUGUCGGACAGCAGCCCGACGGCAGCCCCUGGCAGCGGCGCAGCGCUGUCCCCUGCGGUGUGCAUCGAGCUGAAGCCCAAGUGCGGCUUCAUCGGCGGCGGCUGCGCCACGGUGCACCCCGACAACCGCCCCAUCAAGCGCAGCCGCUCCCGCUUCCAGCUGCACCAGAUGCUCAAGCUGGCAGAGGGCAAGGUUGCGGCCUGCAGCGCCUAUGACCCUCAGGACUUGUUUGCUGGGGAUCCAAGCCGGCUGCGCGCCGCGCUCAAUGCGCUGCUGGACCAGCCCCAGAACAACCUGCUGCUCUUCCUGGACGGCCAGAAACAGCAGCUGGUGGGGCGGCAGCUGAGCCGCAAGCGGCGGCAGAAGGAACAGCACGCAGCGGCAGGCGAGGCAGCAGUGGAACCAGAGGGGGACCAGCAGCAGCAGCAGCCACCCGAGGCCGAAAUCGACCAGCAGCAGCAGCAGGCAGGACCCGCUCUGGAGGAGCUUCUGGCAGCCCUGCUGCCGCUGCCGGCCGGCCAGCGGCGGGCUGCCCUUGUGGAUCUUCUUGCGGGGGUGCUGGAGCGGGAGGGGGUGCUGCCGUGCCUGCUGCAAGCCCAGCAGCAGUGCCGGUACGACAUAGAAGGCAUCUACCAACUGUACUGCCACCUGGCAGGCACACUCACCCCCGAGGUGCAGCCAGCCCACAGUGCAGCAGCAGACGGCAGCAGCAGAGACAGCGAUAGCGGUGGCGGCAGCGCUGAUGCGACAGCAGAGGCAUCAAGCGCCCAUGCGGCCGCCGUGCGGCAGCUGCUGGCGAUGCCGCUGGCAGAGGCGCAUGCUGUGCUGCGGUCGUAUGUUGUGGCUGCCACAGCCAAGGACUGCGCCAUCAUGAUCACCCUGCAGCGCCUGGCAGACACGCCACCAGCUGCGAGCGCUGGGGACGGCGCUGUGGAGCCAGGCAGUGGCGGCGGCAGCGGCACCAACCCUCACACAGACGGGCAGGAGCUUCGCGAGUCCCAGCAGCAGCAGCAGCAGCAGCAGCAAGGCCAGCCUCUGCAGGCUGUAUCGCCGCCGGUGUGCCGCACCUACUGCGCCGCGGCGGGCGCCUGGUUUGCCUACCGCCUGGCUGUUGUGGACCUGGACCUGAAGCCGCUGGCCAAGAUCCCCAAGCACCACCAGCUGGAUGCCGCCAUCCUGGCCGCGGCGCGGCGCCACCUGGCUGACAACAGCGGCGGCAGCGGGAGUUUGGGAGCAGCGGAGGCGGCAGGUGCCGGUGUAACAGAUCGAAUGUAG